Molecule: messenger RNA, 258 nt
Organism: Penicillium canescens
Lineage: Eukaryota; Fungi; Ascomycota; Eurotiomycetes; Eurotiales; Aspergillaceae
Exons: 1
Coding region: 1-258 (85 amino acids)
Source: RefSeq, a predicted model, not a curated record
AUGGCAGACUUCGAACUCUGCCAAGAGCAGCAACAAGCACACUCCCAGAAUGCUCUGCCGAAUGGUCUUCCGGUACAUAAUUCUCCUCCCCUUGGGAAAGACCUUGAUCUCACCGGCGUACCCUAUUCUACUGCUCAGGCACUAAGUAAUGGUUAUAAGUCGCAGAAGCAGCAGCCGACUCUAUCAGAUGGGGCCACUGGUUUGCCAUCGCUGCAACAGGAUAUGGACAGCCGCGAAACCAGCAGUCUUCGCAGUUAA